GCUGAAGAAAGAAAACAAAUAAAUAAAUCAAUUGGAAACCCUUUCUACUGAACAGAAGAGGAUAAACAAUUACAAAAGUUCCCAAAAUCAGAAGAUCAUCAACUCAGUCUGACCCUCCAAAAUGUGGCUCCAGGUGUUGUUCUUGAGUCUGUCCUGCUUUAGUUCCGUCACACUGAGUCAGGCCCAAGACCGAGCCUCCCUCCGCCAUAGCAACGACCACGCCGGGCGCUGCCACUACACCUUCACCGUGGCCAGCCCUCAGGAGUCCAGCUGCCCUGAGAGAAGCAUGAAACCAGAGAUGGAUGGAGUCCUGUCCCGGGUCACCCUACUGGAGGCUUUGGUCAGCCGUCUAAUAGCGGGCAUGGAUGGAGGCGCCAGGACUGGGGUCGGUUCUAACGGUGGAGAGGGUCUCCAAGAAGCUUAUUCCCAGGUGACGAGGGAAAGAAACCAGCUUCAGAAGGACAAGGAGCAUCUGAGCGGCCAGGCCCAGGAGCUGCAGAGGAGGCUGGCCGAGCUGAGCCGGGAGGCAGAGAGCCUCAGAGAGACACCCUGCCAGCACACACACACCUCAGGAGGGACCCAGCAUGAAAAAAACACACCUGCUAGUGACCCUACAGAUUUGGGGAAUGGUGCAUAUCAGGAGAUGAAGGCAGAGGUUACUGAGGUUCCAGCAUCCCAUCUCAUUCCUAAUGGAAAUCACACUUUCACAGGCUGUGGGGAGCUGCAGUCAGUGGGAGAUCCUGUGUUGCACAGGAAGGCCGACACUAUGACAGGGAAGUAUGGAGUGUGGAUGCAGGAUCCGGAGCCUCAGGGCCCCCACUACGACAACAAGACUGUGUGGCGUAUGGACACAGUGGGUAAAGAUGUCCGUCAGCUCUUUGCAUAUGAAGACAUGGAGCAGUUAUCCCAAGGCUUCCCUAUGAAGGUCCUGGUCCUGCCUGACCCUAUGGAGAGCACGGGGGCAACCAUCUACCGUGGCUCUCUUUACUACCAACGAAAACGCAGCCGCACCCUGAUCCGCUACGACCUGACCUCUGAGAGCCUCGCUUCACGCCGGGAGCUGCCUCACGCCGGCUUCCACGGCCAGCACCCUUACUCCUGGGGCGGCUACACCGACAUCGACCUGGCGGCGGACGAACAGGGACUGUGGGCAAUCUACAGCACCAGCAAGGCCAAGGGUGCGAUUGUGAUUUCCCAGCUGGACCCCAAGAGCCUGGAGGUGAAGAAGAGCUGGGAGACCAACAUCAGGAAGAACACGGUGGCCAACGCUUUCAUGGUGUGUGGACGGUUGUACACGGUGGCCAGCUACACUGCAGCCAACACCACCGUCAACUAUGUGUUUGACACAGCCACCGGGGCGGGGCGGGCUGUUGCUGUGCCUUUCAAGAACAAGUACCGCUACAACAGCAUGGUGGACUACAACCACGCCCAGAGGAAGCUGUUCGCCUGGGACAACUUCCACAUGGUCACCUAUGACGUCAGACUGGGCAGGGCGAGCCGCAGCUAA
Messenger RNA from Centropristis striata (black sea bass), 1507 nucleotides. RefSeq names its product myocilin-like. Gene Ontology annotation, biological process: signal transduction; osteoblast differentiation. Gene Ontology annotation, cellular component: Golgi apparatus. The transcript has 3 exons. NCBI's taxonomy places the organism in Eukaryota, Metazoa, Chordata, Actinopteri, Perciformes, Serranidae. The coding region runs from base 122 to 1507 and encodes 461 amino acids. The record is from RefSeq and is a predicted model, not a curated record.